Xiphias gladius (swordfish) is the source of this 1464-nucleotide messenger RNA. It is a transcript of the gene khk, whose product is annotated as ketohexokinase. Gene Ontology annotation, biological process: fructose metabolic process. Bases 73 to 990 code for a protein of 305 amino acids. The transcript has 8 exons. NCBI's taxonomy places the organism in Eukaryota, Metazoa, Chordata, Actinopteri, Istiophoriformes, Xiphiidae. The record is from RefSeq and is a predicted model, not a curated record. Gene Ontology annotation, molecular function: ketohexokinase activity.
GCUGUGAGACGACUCGGUGGAGAUGACGUCUGUGUGUCAAAGUCCAGACUACAGCUGAGUGUAUGGAUCAACAUGGAGCAAAAGAAGAAGGUUCUUUGUGUAGGCCUGGUUUGUCUGGACAUCAUCAACGUAGUUGACAAAUAUCCCGAAGAAGAUACCGAUAACAGGUGUUUAUCACAGCGCUGGCAGCGAGGAGGAAACGCUUCAAAUUCCUGCACGGUACUGUCGCUGCUCGGAGCUUCCUGCGCCUUCAUGGGCUCACUGUCUGCUGGACCUGUGGCUGAUUUUAUUAUGGAGGAUUUUCAGAAGUUCCACAUUGACGUGUCUCUGGUGUCUGAACACACUCAGUGUGCCCUUCCAUCCUCUGUGGUCAUCAGCAACAUCAGCACAGGAAGCCGCACCAUCCUCCACAUGAACAGGAACCUUCCUGAUGUCACAGUGGAGGAUUUUUCCAAAGUCGACCUCAAUCAGUUCAAGUGGAUCCACUGGGAGGGCCGAAAUGCUGAGGAGCAGGUGAAGAUGAUCCAGCAGGUAGUGAUAUAUAACAGCACAUUACCAGAGCAACAGAGAAUCACCAUCUCCGUGGAGAUAGAGAAGACCAGAGAGCCACUGUAUCAGCUGUUUCCUCACGGCGACGUGGUGUUUGUCAGUAAAGAUGUAGCUCGUCACUUUGGCUUCCAGUCGGCUGAAGCUGCUCUGAGAGGACUCUACAGCCGGGUCAAACAGGGGGCUGUCCUGGUGUGUGCCUGGGGAGAAAAAGGAGCCGAUGCUUUGGGUCCUGACGGUUUCAUCGUUCAUUCAGACGCUUUUCCUCCUGAAACUCUGGUCGACACUCUCGGAGCCGGAGACACUUUCAACGCCGCCGUCAUCUACACACUAUCCAAUGGUGGACGUUUGCAGGACGCUCUGACCUUCGGCUGCAGAGUUGCCGGCAGGAAGUGUGGUUUCCAUGGUUACAGCAGCAUCUGCAAAAAUUUCGCAGACAAGUGACCAGAGAGUUAAAAACUGGUUUGUUUCAGCUCCUAACUGUGGCUGAUUUACAGAACUGAAGCGAAACUCAGAGAAGAAACUUUUAUUUUUAAUGACUGAAAUAAUAACAAAGUAUGACAUUAUGUUUAACAAAAUCUAAAUAAUUAUCAGUUUGAAAAGUUAAGCUAAAUAAAAAACUGUGACAAAUCUGUUUAUCACAUCAACUUGUGAAAGAGCUGUUUACAAGCAUGAACUGAUAUAUAACUGAUUAAUAAACUGAUAAUUAACUGAUAGUUACCUGAGGUUAAGUGAUAAAUAGCUGUUAGUUUACUAAUAGCAGUUGAUUAUCAACUGAUAUAUUCAUUGAUUUUAUUUGAUAAUUAACUAUUAUCAAGCUGCUAAUUAAAUGAUACUGUUUUUACUUUUUGAUGCAAUUAGUUUAAAUGAAGUAAAAUGAGUUUGCUGCUGUAUUUUUUUUACUAAAUGAGAAUAAAA